UCCGUUAUGUUCUAUCGUUCGUUGUUCAUCAGAGUUCUGCUGUGACAAAUUGCUUUUGUUAAAUUUAUGAUAUGACAAUGAAUAUAGUGCGAAAAUGUUCAGAACUACGCACAAUAGGAGUUUAAGACUGUGUUUUUCAUUGUUCGAUUCAAAAGUGCAAAUCCCUGGGAUGUUGAUUGUUCUGAGAAAAUAGUUUCCAGUGUUUAUAUAGUGAUCAAAGAAGAAAACCAAUUAAAAUGACGUCUAACGAUACAGACAUGACAUGGUCCGGACCAGGAUCCGGAGUUUUCUUACAAACAAAGCUGGCUCAAGGAAUGGCAGGAGCAGCUGUUUGGGCCGCGCUCUUCCUCACCUGCCAGCAGAUUUACCAGCACCUGCGGUGGUACACGAAUCCUAACCAGCAGAGAUCCAUCAUUAGGAUACUUUUUAUAGUUCCGAUCUACGGCUUGCAUUCAUGGGUCUCGCUGCUACUCUUUAAUAAAGAAAAUUAUUAUAUUUAUUUCUUUACUGUCAGAGAUUGUUACGAAGCUUUUGUAAUUUACAACUUUUUAAGUCUUUGUUAUGAAUAUCUUGGAGGAGAAGGAAAUAUUAUGAGCGAAAUUCGAGGAAAACCUAUCAGAUCAAACUGCAUGUAUGGAACUUGUUGCCUCGUAGGUAAGACUUACACCAUCGGCUUCUUAAGGUUUUGCAAGCAGGCAACAUUACAGUUCUGUCUCGUCAAACCUGUUAUGGCUCUUGUUAUCAUCAUACUUCAAGCUGUUGGUCACUACCACGACGGUGACUGGAGCCCUACUGGUGGAUACUUGUACGCUACUAUCAUCUACAAUAUAUCUGUGAGCCUUGCUCUUUAUGGCCUCUUCCUGUUCUACUUCGCUACGAGGGACAUGUUGACUCCGUACGAUCCAGUUCUCAAGUUCUGCACGAUCAAGUCCGUUAUUUUCCUCUCUUUCUGGCAAGGUGUUCUUCUGGCUGUACUUGAGAAGGCGCAAGUUAUCGACUCGGUUAUAGAUAGUCAUGGGACGAGGACCAGUGCAGGUACGGUGUCUGCUGGCUACCAGAACUUCCUGAUCUGUAUAGAGAUGUUGUUCGCGGCUCUCGCCCUGAGGGCUGCCUUCCCGUACCAAGCGGCAGGUUCCGAAAGAACUGUAACGAUGCAUAGUAUCUCCAGCAGCCUCAAGGAGACAAUGAAUCCUAAAGAUAUUAUGACCGAUGCCAUACACAAUUUCCACCCUCAAUACCAGCAAUAUACUCAAUACAGCUCAGGUUCGCAUUCACAGAGAGGAAUAAGAGUAAGUACUUACGAUCCUGAAGAAGCUCCUCCUCCUCAAAUCCAACGCAAACAAACGAGCCAGAAGGUGGCAACUAUCAGCGGAUAUAAUGAAAAAACAAUGCUGUUAUCAUCUGAUGAUGAGUAUCAAUAAAUGCUUUGAGGUAUAUUUAUUUGAUAAGAAAUGUGUUGUAAUUUACACGAGAUGGGA
Nezara viridula (southern green stink bug) is the source of this 1478-nucleotide messenger RNA. The record is from the annotation of a GenBank genome assembly. NCBI's taxonomy places the organism in Eukaryota, Metazoa, Arthropoda, Insecta, Hemiptera, Pentatomidae.